AUGCUAGAAAUUGAUCCGAGUGAUGCAGCUGUGGCAGAUUUCACAUUUAUCACCAACAUUACCUUAAGUCUCCCAGACCUGCUUGUUGGCAUUCAUGACCUCACUCUGAACCUUUCCAAUGAGGUGUCUGUCAUAACAUUUUCUGUAACAGUGGACAUUAGAGAACCUAUACAAGACAUCACUAUUGCCAUUUCAAUAGUAGUAGAGGAGGGAAAAGACCCUGUACCAGCAUUAGAAUUUAAUGGAAAUUUGGUCCUCCCAGCAUUGGUGCCCAUUAUGUUCACUCCUUCAGCUGGCAAGGGAAUUCCUUCAUAUUGGGGCCUUUUUGAUGAGAAUGAUCAAGAAAUGAACAUGACAGAGACCAAAGACCAGUCACUGUAUUAUAUGUUUUCUGAUGAUGCAAUACGUAAUAUCACCGUGAAAGCAUAUGCAGAGGCUGAGGGAUGGGUGGCAGCAGACUCGCUUCUAAUCUUCCAGGUGACAAAUAAGAUCCAAGGACUCUCUGUUACUGAUUUCAACAUUAUCACUCCUGCUCCUGAUACACCAUCUGGCCUCAUUAUCCAGUAA
Portunus trituberculatus (swimming crab) is the source of this 567-nucleotide messenger RNA. RefSeq lists its product as uncharacterized. The record is from RefSeq and is a predicted model, not a curated record. The coding region runs from base 1 to 567 and encodes 188 amino acids. NCBI's taxonomy places the organism in Eukaryota, Metazoa, Arthropoda, Malacostraca, Decapoda, Portunidae. The transcript has 5 exons.